AUGGACCGUCCUACCCCCUUCGCACACACCCGAACCGUCUCCGCAACAUUCCCCCUAACCCACAAAUCACCCUCAACCACCCCCCGACCUAAUGACGUCUCCACUCCGUUUGCAGACAAAACUAUCCCUCGCCAUGUCCAACACAAACACACCACCUCCCUAGGAGGAUCAUCAUUCAGACUAAGCCAGCCAAAAGGCCUCCAAGAAUCAUCCUCCUUCACCACAUCCACCCCAAGCUCAACCGCCCCCACCCAAAACCACGGAUCCCCCGAACCACGUCACCGACUCUCCCGCCGCGACCCAUUCCUAAGUCUCACCCACCACCACCACCAGCACCAUCCCCCCGAGAACAAACCACGACACAAACAUUCCAAAUCCCGUGAUCUCCGUCUCCGCCCUAUGAGUCUCGCCUCAGCAAGUGCGAGAGGCCUCCUCCAAUCCCGCCGCGACAAAGACCGCGACGAUUUCCUCCGACCAACGGAGACGAGGUCAUCUCGCUGGUCCGAAAGGAGGGGCAGUUUACUCGAUGUCCCCGAGCAAAAUGAGCAUUUGGGACCGAUUCGGUCCCAGAUUCAGUGUAUGGAGGAUUUGGAGAGGGUUAAGCGGAGGAGGAAGGUUGGUGAAUCGUAUUUACGUUCGGCGCUGGCGUCAACGGGGACACAAGCUACGGACGUUACGCGACGACUCGAUUACACAUACUAUAAUCUUCUAGAGAGGAUAACGGGCUUGAAUGCGACGAUAGCCUCGUUUCAGGAAUUAUCCGAGUCGGCGGCGUCAUUUCUGAAUGAUUUUGAGAGGGAGACGGCUUCUUUGGACACUGGUGUUCGAAAACAGAUUAUCGAGUUAAAGGGCUUUGAGCCGCAAAGUGAGAAGGCUGCUGCGUUGGAGGAGAGGAUGAGAGUUGGGAGGGAGAAGUUUGAGGAUCUGGGGAAACGGCUGAAGGAUGUACGGUGUGAGAUUGAGUCUUGGGAGCGGAGGGAGUUGGAGUGGCAGGAGAGGAUCAGUCGGCGAUUGAGGAUUUUCUGGGCUGUUGUUGGGUCGGCGGUUUUGGUUGUGCUUUUGGGGAUUUUCCUGAGGAAUUGGCCCGGGGGGGAGGGAGGGGGAUUCUGGAUUGGGAUUGGGAUCGGGGUUGGUGGAGGCGGAGGAGGCGCGGUGCAGUCAAUAUGA
Molecule: messenger RNA, 1167 nt
Organism: Penicillium manginii
Lineage: Eukaryota; Fungi; Ascomycota; Eurotiomycetes; Eurotiales; Aspergillaceae
Exons: 2
Coding region: 1-1167 (388 amino acids)
Source: RefSeq, a predicted model, not a curated record